Molecule: messenger RNA, 1743 nt
Organism: Diatraea saccharalis (sugarcane borer)
Lineage: Eukaryota; Metazoa; Arthropoda; Insecta; Lepidoptera; Crambidae
Source: the annotation of a GenBank genome assembly
AUGCGUGCAUGUGUGUGUGAAUAUAUAAAAAUUUCCAUUGGUCACGGAGUGCACGCGUUGUUGGUGAAAAUGAAGAGUUUAUUAAUAUUGAGCCUUGUGGCAGUUGCCUCGUGUGGCCCAGUGUCUCAAGAUGAAUCAGUGCUUCGUUUUAUGGUCGGAAGUUUUGUGGAUUGCGCGAAAAAUGAUUUAGGGCUAUGCUUGAAGGAGCAAGCGCUAAGGGCAACCGAAAAACUUGCUACUGUUCGCAAAUUAAAAAUCUUCGACGGUGUAGCAAUCCUGAAUCCCAACCCUAAGGAAUCCAGGAGUUUGGACACAUUACCUACUGACCCUGAAGAAAGAAACAAACAAAUUACUGAAAGACUGUGGUCUACUGCUUCCGAUUUGCUGCAGAGAUCUGAACUUGAAUUAAGCUAUGCCAAUGAUGAAGAUGAUGAUACUGAAACCAGGGCUCUUAGUGAAGUUGGAGAAGGUCGCGGUAAAAAGAAGAAGGAACUUAAGAAAAAAUUGAAGAUCCUGAUUCCUUUGAUUCUGCUCGCAACAGCAAAAGCCGUAGCGUUGGUUGUCUUCUCCGUUGUCGUUAUAGCAAUUUCUUUCGCGAAAUUGACCCUUCUUGCAAAACUCGCUUUCUUCUUCAAAGCGUUCAGCAUCAUCAAGGCAUUACUGGCUAAGAAACAUCAACAGCAACAUGAAGAGGUCUGGGCACCUCAUGUUGAAGAUCAUGCAGGUCACGGAGGUCACGGAGGUCACGGUUGGGAACAAGGAUGGUCGCGUUCAAAGAACGAUGCAAAUAAUUUGGCGUACUCAGCCCAUAGGAAGUAAUUUUAUCGUCAACAUCAUAGGACUUACAAUUAUUCGAAUCUAAUUCUAGAUUAGAGUACAGCAUUCGAUACCAUUGUCAAUUAGUAAUUUAUUAAGGCCAGUCUAUUUAUUUAUUUAUUAAGUGUGCGGAAGAAUGAAAUUGUGUGUGAAAUUUUAAUUUAUUUAUUUGUAGAAAUAUAUUUUCUUCUUUUCGGUCAUUUUACAUGUAUUUUGACGGUACCACAUAUCAUGUCAAUUUGACUGAAAAGGAAUUAUAGAAGUAUUUAAUAUUCAUGUAAUAGUAAUUUAAUUAAUUUAUUGUAAAUAUAUAUUUUGUAUUAUAGUAACAUUCAUCUGUUAAAUUAUUCGUAUUUAUGUAUAUAUAAAAUUUAGUUUUCAUUUAUUUAUUCGAAUUGCUUCUAUUAUUAUUUAUUCAUAAAACCAAAUAUUUUAUUUAAUUGUGAUAUUAUUGCUAUAGUUCGAAUACUUAUAUUAAAUUAUAAAAAAUAUUUAUUUAUUCACCAUGUUUAUCAUGAUCUCUUUAUAUUCAAGUAUGUUUAAAAUUAUUGUAUCGUGUAUCACGAAAUCUUUGCAUAUCUGUAUAUAAACGAAUGGAUGUUGUGUAUUUAUUUUGAUACCUUCACUUAAGCCAUGGAAUAAACCAAAUGGAUUAUUUAAAUUGAUACCGGGUUUUAUUAUAAUAACUCACAUUUAUAAUAGUUUUACUUUCACUCCACUUAAUCAACAGCCUCUAUAAUUAUAGAAAAAAAUCUAUAAAUAGUUCUGUUAAAAUUAUCUAUCUGCUUAAAUCAACUUUAAUUAACCAUCACACUACUACUUCAAUGGAAUUUUACAACUCUGACAGAACAAAAAAGUGACAUAUAAGGUGUAAGCUUACAAAAAAGUGAUCAAACAAUCCAAUUAGUCGGUCAAGACCCAAUAACC